CCUACAUGCCCUGGUCUCACAAUGCUCAUGAUGAUCCCUAUGAACUUAUCAAAUGUGUCCAGAGCAGCAUUAAAAGCAGGAAACCAACUGAUAAUACUGAUUAUGAUGGGGAGACUGAUCUACACGGUCUAGUGUCAAAUAUUGUGGAUGAAGUGGAUUCACAGGACAGCUACUACACUGAAGGAAGCCUGCCUACAUGCAAUCCCAUCUGGUCUCCAAAUACAUUGAGAGAAGAACUGCUACAGCAUUUUCAAUCAGAGGCUAAAACACAACAUAACCCUACCUUUGCUCUGAACUAUUCAUCUCGUGGGGCUUUCAGCAAAGCACAGGGACAGUCAAUGGACAAAGAUGUUGAAGCAUUUUGUCAGCAGUCCAAUGGCUUUGCUACCAAUCAACAAUGGCUUUUUAAUUUGCCAAAUGGAGACAGGGACAGCUACACCUUCCAUCCUCAGAAACCGCCCCCAGGUCUUCCAGUGCCCAGCACCGAAAACAUGUACCUGUCACAGAUACAACAAAGCAAAUAUGAGAACAUGUCAGCCGAUAAAGACAGAAGAAAUAGUCAGCCUGUGAAUAAUUUUCCUGACCUCAGCGAAUUGAACAGCCCCUCCUUUGAUCCUUACGAUGAAGACCACUACAUCCAGAACAGUGCCAAGUCCAUUAGUAGUGAACAGUAUGUGCCACAAGACAUUAAUCAACUGGUCAGCAGUUUUCAGUCGUUCAUGGCUGGUGAGCAUGAUGGCUUUUGUUGCAGAGACUUUCCCAACAUGCACAAGCAGACAUUUGGCAUGCUCAGUGAAGACAGCAUGGUUGAACAAUGGAAACUCACCAGUCCUGCAGUAUCAACACAAAGUACUCCUGCAAUGCAGACCCAAAAACAGCUGGUGGGAGAAUUUGGGAUAGGGCAGAGGGAAAGAAAUGGAGGACUGAGGAAACAAAUGUUUAAAUGUGAUGGCUAUCAAGAUCUACCUGUUUCCAGCUCUCAAAACACAGAGUUCUUCCAUCAACCAGAGCCAUUCUCUGCAUCUGUAAACCUCCCAAACCAAUACCAAAACAAGAUGACCAUGCACAGAGAGAACAUUAACAUGAGCAUAAACCAGUAUUCAAAGCAUCACACCCAGCAGGGCCAGAUUCAGAACAAGAUCAAGCCACAGAUGCAGAAAGAAAAGAGGAUGGUGCAAGUGUCUGGCUUUCUGGGAGAAGGCUUCUCUACAAGACCCCUAACCAACAUUCACAUGAGAAAGGGAGAUAAGAAGCAGGCUUUCUCGCAAAACCCAUACUUUGACUUUCAGGGGGGCAUGCAGUCUCAGAGAUUUGAUGGAGAAAACAGGGUGGUCAGUGCAGGAAAUACACAGCAGGGCAUGCCUCUCUUGUAUCCUGUAAGUGACUUCAGAGGUCACUCCAGCGUUUCCAUCAACUCUGACUUCAGCUCUAGAUCUACACUUCCCUAUGGACGUGGUGUCCCUGGCAUGGAUGUAUGUGAUAUGUCAGUCAAUGACUCUGCAGCUUUUAACGCCCAUGUCAGUGACAUGAUGACCCACAGAGGAGAGAGCACUUAUCAUGGCAUGGCCUCAGCCAUGACAACUUCAAUGGUGAUGAAUCAAGGAGGACCUGUGGUCCAGCUGUACUUCUACUUGGAUGAGUGCUAUGAGCAGUGGAGGUGUUUGGAGAAAGAGAGAAAGGGGACAGAGCUUAUCCUUAGCAAAACAUUUCUUGGGAAAUGGACUGCAGCAGUGACCAACACUACCCUUCCCAAAACUCCACCCAACCCCACAAGAGUUGACCACCUCAUUGUUCAGCAGAUCAGAGAACAAGCAAAGGUGGCAAGUCUUCUGGAUAGCAUGGAGUGUCGGCAUAACAUUCCCCUCAGUAUCAACAUCCGCACAGCACUGAACAGGCAUCAUAUGGCGAUUUGCAUCACCCAGGCAAGACGCAAGGAGGAGAUUGCCAAAGUGUCCAAACACCAGCGGCAGAGAGCUCAUUUCACAGAGGACAGAGACAUCCUGUUGUUGAUCAUUGCACUGAAAGACCUGGCUGCUGCCACGAGGAAGCUCCGCACAGCCCUGUGGUGUGCUCUUCAGAUGACACUGCCGAAAGCUGUCAAAAGGCAGGACCACAAUGUUGACAAGGAGGCCACACGUAGGGAGGGGUGCUCCUCUCCAGUGGAGGGAUACUCUUUUAAGUUAUGA
Molecule: messenger RNA, 2186 nt
Organism: Toxotes jaculatrix (banded archerfish)
Lineage: Eukaryota; Metazoa; Chordata; Actinopteri; Toxotidae
Gene: meioc
Product: minamoto
Exons: 6
Coding region: 6-2186 (726 amino acids)
Biological process (GO): meiotic cell cycle; mRNA stabilization; female meiosis I
Cellular component (GO): cytoplasm; nucleus
Source: RefSeq, a predicted model, not a curated record